GUAAAGAGUUUAUGUGGGUGGAUGGUGUGGUUAUGCUGACGAAUUCGCUUUAUGAUAGAGAAAAGAAGCAAAAUCUGCCACCUUUGUAUAGUUUUCAAGAAUUACAAAAGGAAAUAGAAGACAAGAAUCAUCAGCUAAAGAUGUUGAUAUUUUUAAAUUCUAUGAGAACAGCUCAUGAAGCAAUUGAUGCAUUCGCAUUAGCCAGAGUUACGAUUACAUCUCAUCACAUGGAUCGAAAGAAGGCUGAUAUUGCAGAAUUACACGAUGAUUUUGUUGAUG
This is a messenger RNA of Racocetra persica, 279 nucleotides long. The record is from the annotation of a GenBank genome assembly. Lineage: Eukaryota; Fungi; Glomeromycota; Glomeromycetes; Diversisporales; Gigasporaceae.